AGUGGAGGAAAGGACGGCAGGUGGAGGCGCCUCGCUCCAGCAGUUCCGGAUGUACACGUCAGUGGAAGGCAGCCGUCAACCAGGAAGUGGCUAGCAGGCUUAGCCAGCACAGGAUCAUGAGCAGCUGAGAAUUUGGGUGUUUCCACAGAAGGGCAGGAUGGGCAGGCAGAGGAAGAGGGUGGUGACUGGCGACGCUCCUCCCCAUUCAAGGAGAGACGAGAGGCCCUCUGCGUUUAAUCGCAAAGAGAAGAAGAAGAAAACGGACAUUGGGAAAUUGUUCAUCAACAUCUCCAUUGGGCUCUGCAUAUUCAGCCUCAUCUGGUUCUUUUACGCCGUCUACAUGCGGUCCAGUCUGUCGAAGCGCGUGGUGACUCUGCAUCCAUCGCCCCGUGUCCUCGAUGCCAACAGCACCGCCGCGAAAGUUUCCCCGGAGAGGUUCUGGGGCUCGUACAGGCCUCAGGUCUACUUCGGCAUGAAGACAAGGAGCCCCAGGUCCAUUGUGACAGGAAUGAUGUGGAUGCGUCAGUUUUCCAACUCGGACAUGAACCUUAGGCAUACUUGUGAGCAGGGGGAUCAUUUGCAGGGCUAUGGCUGGCUCAUGCAUGACGGACUGACCUUUGGCGUCCAGGAAAUUCGAGAUAAUGACUUCACGCUGACCACCGAGUUUGUCAAGAGGGUUGGCGGGGAUCACGGAGGAGACUGGACCUGGAGGAUCACGGCCAAACAGCACAGCUCCGCCCCCCAGCCUCCAGUCAUAUCCCUGAUGUUUUACGCGGCAGCGGACACGCAGGGCUCGCUGCAUACUCACAUGGAGGAGAGGAAUCGCCUCGCUUCCAUCACCGGUUUCUCAGAGGAACUGGGAAACUUUAAGAUCACUUUCAGGAAACCCGUCACUGGGGAGCAGUCCAACACAAAAUAUGCCAGUUACAACUAUCUCCAGACCUUGUCUCCUGGCUUGGAGAAGCUGACUGACAUCGUGAAGCUCAGUCUGAACCGCAGGUUUGUCUACAGCCCUCCGUCUGGCGAGAAGAGGCACUACAUAGGCGUGGACACCUACAAGCCCCCCCACCACCAGAGCCAGCAGAAAGCUGCCGACCCGCGCAAAGAAAGCGACUUCGUGGUCCACCAGGUGACGGUUCAGACGCCUUUCCAGAUGGAGAUUUUGUUUGAGUCGGGGAGCUUCUACAACCGCCCCAACCAGCUGGUCGGUUCCGUCAUGACGCAGGAGCUGGAGAGGAGGAAGGCUGAGUUUAAUGCUAAGUUUGAGAGGAUUUUUGGACUGGAGAGUAAAGGAUUUAGCCAGACGCAGAUCAAAUUUGCCAAAGCAGCGCUAAGCAACAUGCUGGGUGGAAUGGGUUACUUUUAUGGCGAGUCAGUGGUGCAGUCAGUAUACAACGAAUACCCCCUCCUGUACCCCGAAGGUGCGUUAUUCACUGCUGUACCAUCCAGGUCUUUCUUUCCCAGAGGCUUCCUCUGGGACGAGGGAUUUCACCAGCUGCUGCUGAGCAAGUGGGAUCCCCAGCUCACCAGAGAGGCCAUCGGCCACUGGUUCGACCUGAUGAACAUCGAGGGCUGGAUCCCCCGUGAGCAGAUUCUCGGAGACGAGGCUCGUAGUAAAGUCCCGGCUGAAUUCAUCGUUCAGCGGAACGAGAACGCGAACCCGCCCACUCUCUUCUUAGCGCUGCAGGAGCUCGUUGAGCAGCUCCCUUCCAAAUCGAGCGAGGCCGAAUCUAAAGCGACCUUGCCCUUCCUUCGAAGGCUCUUCCCCAGGCUGAGAACCUGGUUUGAGUGGUACAACAGCACGCAGACGGGGCCGAAGCCCAACUCCUACCGGUGGCGCGGGCGAGACAAGGACACCAAUCUGUUCCUUAACCCUAAAACCUUAACCUCCGGACUGGACGACUACCCACGGGCCUCGCAUCCCUCAGCGGACGAGCGUCACGUGGAUCUGCACUGCUGGAUGGCCUUGUCCUCGGGCAUCAUGGCCCGCAUAGCUCAGCUUUUAGGCGAGCCCCAUCAGGACUACAAGCUCCUGCACGACGUCCUCAAAGACAACGACCUGCUCAACGAGCUCCACUGGUCCGAGCAACUCCGCGCGUUCAGCGACUACGGCAACCACACGCAGAACGCGUCCCUGCAGCGGGAGAAGGUGUACGUGCCCCCCGGGCAGCCCCGCCACCAGUUCCCCGUGGCCCGUCUGGUGCGCUCCGUCCGCAGGGCGCCCAAGCUGCAGUACGUCAACGCCCUGGGUUACGUCAGCCUGUUCCCCUUCCUCCUCCAAAUCCUCCAGCCCGACUCGCCCAAGCUGGAGCACAUCUUCCGAGACAUGCGAGACCCCAGCAAGCUGUGGACACCCUUUGGCCUGCGCUCUCUGUCUAAAACCGAUCCCCUUUACAUGGAGCGGAACACGGAGCACGAUCCGCCCUACUGGAGGGGACCGGUUUGGAUUAACAUCAACUACCUGGCAGUCAGGGCCCUCUACCACUACGGCAACACAGAAGGUCCAUACCAAGAGAAGGCAGCUGAUCUCUAUAAGGAUCUCAGGACUAACAUUAUGAACAAUGUUUAUACGCAGUAUGCUGAAACAGGGUAUAUCUGGGAACAGUACAGCGACAGCACCGGCAGGGGCCAAGGAAGCCAUCCGUUCACCGGCUGGUCAUCCUUGACAGUAUUAAUCAUGGCUGAACAUUACUGACACCCCUGAUUUCAUCUGUUUCUCCAUGUUAUGAUCCAGGCAGCAUCGACUGUUAAGAUGUAAACGUGUAUUUUCUCUGUCUACGCUGACAGAAACCAGGAAAGAAGUUACGUCUGGCUUCAUCAUCUCAUUUUUUUAAUGAACCCUUUAAUAAAAACAACAGGUGUAUACAUUUCUAUUGCUGGGUGGGAAUAAAAUUAAACGGGUGCAGCUUUCUCCCUGCACACUAAUUUCCCCUUUACAAAUAUAGUUAAGAUCAAAAUUAUUCAUACACUUGGCAGAUUUAGACUUGGAUAAUUUCUCAACCAAAUGUUUUUUUUUUUCAUUUGAAAUUAGACUGCAAUCUCUCAAAUAAAAAGAAAAUACUUAGUAUUAAUGUUGGAAGAAAAAAAUGUUUUGUUUAUACAUUUCAUUAAAAGAAUGAAAUUUGAAAAAAACAUUUAUAGCCUUUUCAUUAAUCCAUAGAAAAAUCUUUUUAUUAGCAUCACUUAAACCAAGUCCUGCUAAUGGCCGACCGGCUUUUUGCACGUUUCCUCUGGUAAAUUGAGUCUUUCUUUGGGGAUGAGCGCCACAUCUUUGACGUCCUUACCAUCACGCUAAUCUGUACCUUCCUCCAUGGAUCCACUAUCAGAUUCAAGUCAAGACUCUGACUGCGCCCUUCGGCAACACUUGCAUUCCUUCCGGUCGGAGGAAAUAAAAAGAUCAUUUUCAAAUGACGCUCUAAAUCUGCCAGGGCUAAAAAUAAUUGUGGAUUUAACUUUAAAUUUCCCAACAUCUUCACACCUUUACCGUUAACAGACUCAUUGUUGGAAAAUGAAGACAGAUAGUAAUACGGGUGCAUCUCAAUAACUUAGAAUACCAUAGAAAAUAUAAUUUUGGGUUAUCCAGUUCACAAAGUGAAACUCGGAUUAUGCAUUUGCAUUACACUCACAGAGUGAUAAUUUUGGUUAUUGUGCCUCACAGCUAAUGAGCACCCCAAAUGAAUUUUCCCUGAAAAUUUGAAUAAUACGUGAAAAAUAAUUCUAAUGUAGAAAUGUCAUCAUGCUAACAAAAAUUAUAUACUCUCAGAUCUGAUGGGGGCUCCUAUUGCAGGAACUACUGCAUCAAUGAAGGGCUUCAUGGAGGCGACUAGCCUGUAGCUUUAAGGUGAAGGAAGCCCGGGUUGCUUCAAUAGUGACCUUUGGCUCGUCUACAUUGAUGGGUCUGGAGUGUUGUCAUUGCUUUCUUGACGAUGCUCCAUGGCUCCCAUGGCUUUAGAUCAUACAGGCAUGCUAACCAGUCGGUCCUGGCUGGAAAUGUAACACUGGAACUCAAGCAGCUUCGGUUGUGAGCAUCAAAAUUUGCUUUAAUCUGUAAAGACAACUUUGGACCGCCGAGCAACGGUUCAGAUGCUUCUAACUAGGGCUGCACAAUAAAUCACAGUUGAUAUACCAACAGUAAUUUACCAGUGUUGUCACAAUGACUCGAUUUUCAAUUGUUGUACAACCUAAAUACUUCAAUUUUCAUUGGUUCAGUAACGUGUCAGUUGGAUUUGAUGGCCGUUAACAUUGUGAAUCUCCCCCAGACUCUUGAAUGGGCUUUGCUUCAAAUUCCUCUUAAUUGGCCCAAGUUACCUCUGUUGCUUGUGCACAUUUUCUACAAACCUUCCUUCCUUCCACUCAACCUUUCAGUAUGCGCCGUGAUGGUGAUACAACACCGAAGGCUGGCUACUUGUGGCCUAGACUCCUUGUGGAGGGUGUAGGUGACAUCUGGUGGGCACCUAUCCACUCAACAGCCGUCAUCACGGUCUUGUAGAUCAUAACAUCAAUUUUGGAAAAAAAUGUUUUGCAACAUUCAAAUUUUCUAGGAAAACGUCAUUUUCUUUAGCUAUAACAUAAAUAAAUCUACACAUUAGCAGAAAUCCAUAGUCAUGAAAAUUGGUGCUUAAAACACAUAUUUCUGUGGCUGCGUUUUACUCUUUCAUUUGAAUUACUGAUCUAAACUUUUUCAUGAUAUCUUUGUAAGUUAGGAGCGAACUUACAUAAACAUUGUUUAUUAACGCCAGUAUGCAAAAGGCACAGAAAUGUUUGUAAAUUAUGAAAGUCACAGGAAUGUGCAAAAUUAAUAAUCUCUUAAUCUAAUAGGGGUGUGCUGAACUAUCUUUAUGGCAGAAAUGAAAACUGAAAUGGCAUCAAUUGUCAUGGCGCGUCUCCAUCCUCCUCCUCAUUAGGAUAAUGUAAUAAAAUAUACAACUUUAAUACAGAUAUAUUCAGGGCAUCCUCACUCAUCUGCAUUCACACUAUGUGCCGCUUGAAGACAGGCGUCUAUAUUUGUGCAAGCCGCGAGUCCUACCGGUGAGAUCCGAGGACAGUUUUCAACGGGCAGCUGGUAAUUACAUACGUUUGGGGAAUUUUAUUUGAGUUCUACUUUUACUUGGCAAAUUCGGAGCUAUGAUAUGUUAUUGUGCCAUUUUCCUCAGUCAUGUGUUGCUCUAUUGAUUCCGUCUUAAACGUUGGUUAGUUUUGAUAUUGCUUGUUUCUUCAGACUUUCUAAAAUGACUCUACGUUUCUGAAAUGACUGUUCCAAAUAGCAGGCAUUUUGUGUACACUGUGGUUUGUUUGGCCAGGGGGGAAACAACGCCGAAGUAUUGGAUUUGUUUUGUCAAAACAUUAAACGGUUUAAAUAUA
Messenger RNA from Fundulus heteroclitus (mummichog), 5361 nucleotides. RefSeq names its product mannosyl-oligosaccharide glucosidase (gene mogs). Gene Ontology annotation, molecular function: Glc3Man9GlcNAc2 oligosaccharide glucosidase activity. Lineage: Eukaryota; Metazoa; Chordata; Actinopteri; Cyprinodontiformes; Fundulidae. The record is from RefSeq and is a predicted model, not a curated record. The coding region runs from base 158 to 2695 and encodes 845 amino acids. Gene Ontology annotation, biological process: protein N-linked glycosylation; oligosaccharide metabolic process. The transcript has 5 exons. Gene Ontology annotation, cellular component: endoplasmic reticulum membrane.